Messenger RNA from Heteronotia binoei (common prickly gecko), 1145 nucleotides. It is a transcript of the gene CNIH4, whose product is annotated as cornichon family AMPA receptor auxiliary protein 4. The record is from RefSeq and is a predicted model, not a curated record. Gene Ontology annotation, cellular component: COPII-coated ER to Golgi transport vesicle; endoplasmic reticulum membrane. Bases 546 to 965 code for a protein of 139 amino acids. Gene Ontology annotation, biological process: endoplasmic reticulum to Golgi vesicle-mediated transport. The transcript is spliced from 5 exons. NCBI's taxonomy places the organism in Eukaryota, Metazoa, Chordata, Lepidosauria, Squamata, Gekkonidae.
CAAAGCUAUCUACCAAGCGGCUUAACACUCUCCGAGGAGUUGUGACUCUAUGGAGCACCGAGACUGGGUCUCUAAAGACGACAGCUUCAAAAUUCCCCUAUCCCAGGAGAGGAAAAAGCAGGAAAAGGGAGAAGAUUAGGCACUUCCAUGUAGGCAUUUCUUUAGCCACCUAAUGAACUGGCGAGUCCAAUCCCGAGACGUCAUCAUUGGGCCAUCUUCUGAAGUCACCUCUCCCUGCCGCUUUUCUCUCCCGUUACUAAACUCCCCGCAACUUGCUCUUUAUAGUCCCGAGGAGACCGAUUGGGUGCCUUUGAUGCUUUCCCAGUAGUCGAACAUUUCAUAUCUCUCUAAACUGAAGGAUUACAGCCCGCAAUAAAGAAGACUACAAGUCCCAACAUGCAGUGCAAGUUAAUUGUCAGCGGCAUGGUGUGCGUGGAUUCAAAACAGGAACCGAAAACUAGAGGAGGGAGGUAGUGGUACGGUGGCUGUGAAGGGAAGAGUAGGUGUGGUGGUGUAUGGUGGCCGAGUAGGAUAGCAGAGGCAGGAUGGAGUCGGUGGUGUUCAUUUUUUCGCUCAUAGACUGCUGUGCUCUGAUUUUCCUUUCCGUUUAUUUCAUAAUUACAUUAUCAGAUUUGGAAUGUGACUACAUUAAUGCUAGAUCUUGCUGCUCAAAAUUAAAUAAAUGGGUGAUCCCUGAAUUGAUUGGCCAUACCAUUGUCACUGUAUUAAUGCUUAUUUCACUGCACUGGUUCAUCUUCCUUCUCAAUUUACCUGUAGCAACCUGGAAUAUAUAUAGGUACAUUAUGGUUCCUAGUGGAAACAUGGGGGUAUUUGACCCCACAGAGAUUCAUAAUCGAGGACAACUGAAAUCUCAUAUGAAGGAGGCUAUGAUUAAGCUUGGCUUUCAUCUCCUUUGCUUCUUCAUGUACCUUUACAGUAUGAUCCUGGCUUUGAUAAAUGAUUGAAGUCAAAAUGGAGGGAUCAUGGUUGCUGAAUUGUUAAUUCUCACUCCAUUGAAAUAUUGUGGAAUCAGGUGCAGCUUUCAAGUAAACCUCGACCAGUGUCAUCAUGCAGUAUAUUUUUUCCUCUUUGAACAAAAAUAUUUUUGCUGUAUUUUUUAACAUAUUAAAAUAUUUAAAAAACCA